Messenger RNA from Diaporthe amygdali, 1197 nucleotides. RefSeq names its product wd repeat-containing protein. The coding region runs from base 1 to 1197 and encodes 398 amino acids. The record is from RefSeq and is a predicted model, not a curated record. Gene Ontology annotation, molecular function: protein binding. NCBI's taxonomy places the organism in Eukaryota, Fungi, Ascomycota, Sordariomycetes, Diaporthales, Diaporthaceae. The transcript is spliced from 2 exons.
AUGAAUUCCUCAGAUCCACGACACUUCUUUGAGUCAGACGCCCAGCAGAGCCAGCGAGAGAGGCGAGAGGCCAAGUCAAGCAACAGAUUUGGCAAGCCUAUUGUUCUCAAAUCGAAGAUCGCGGCAGCAUGUGUGAACCCGCUUUCACCCUCGACUAGCAUCUUCAUUGCUGAGUCGGCAGGCUCUGUGAGGAGGGUCGACAUCGACGAUCAUGAUUCCAAGCCUGUCAUCUACCGUGGCCCAUCCGCACCAAUCACCUGCGUGGCGGUGGGUGGCUCUCAGGACAGAAUCGUGUUUGCUGGCUCCUGGGACAGGAAUGUGUGGUCAUGGGACAUAGAGACCCGUCAGCCCGGCCGCAAAUUUGUCGGCCACUCCGACUUCGUCAAAGCCGUUACGUGCACCAAGAUUGGCGGAAAGGAUGUGCUCGUCAGCGGUGGCGCCGACAAGAAGAUUAUGGUAUGGGACAUAGACACAGGCAGCCGCUUGCAUGUCCUGCAGGACUCGGUGACGGCCAUGCUCGCCGUGCAGUCACUUGCUGUGGAUCCCAUCUUGAGCUCUGGGGACGAGGCUGUAAUCAUCAGCGCAGGGAGUGAUCCGGUUGUACGGAGGUGGAAGGUCAGGUUGGACGGAUGGGAGCAGCUUGUGGAUGCAGAGCCUGGAACUCCGAACGUCGAACGCAGGUCGAUCAAAGUGCACGAAACGGGUGUCUACAAGGUCUUGUUCGACCAUUCAGGUGAAGAAGCGGACUUGUGGACGGCGAGUGCAGAUGGUUCAGCGAAGUGCUUAUCGCGCGGCAAGGCCUUUACUGCUGAAGACAGCUUUGAGCAUGGCGACCAUGUCCGCGCUGUGGCUGUCACAGAUCAGUGGGUGAUCACGGCCGGCAGAGAUGAAGAUGUCAAGAUUUGGGACAGGGCGUCUGGGAAGUUGUAUUGCUCUCUUCAGGGCCACUAUGACGAGGUCACAGAUCUCGUGCUCCUUGACGGCGGCCAUGGACAAGAAACAAGACUGGCUAGUGUGAGCAUCGAUGGGACAGUACGCAGUUGGCCUCUCGACAAGGUUGGCAUCGAUACUGCAGUGCAAGAGCAGCAAAAGACUGCCAUCAACGGUGCUGGAGACGACCAGGGAAAAGAAGAGCCGGAGAAACUGCUCACUGCGGAAGAAGAGGCCGAGCUUGCAGAGCUUUUGGAUGAGGAUUAG